Messenger RNA from Ylistrum balloti, 3381 nucleotides. RefSeq names its product synaptonemal complex protein 1-like. The record is from RefSeq and is a predicted model, not a curated record. The transcript is spliced from 30 exons. Gene Ontology annotation, biological process: lateral element assembly; meiotic DNA repair synthesis; synaptonemal complex assembly. Gene Ontology annotation, cellular component: central element; transverse filament; synaptonemal complex. Lineage: Eukaryota; Metazoa; Mollusca; Bivalvia; Pectinida; Pectinidae. The coding region runs from base 1 to 3381 and encodes 1126 amino acids. Gene Ontology annotation, molecular function: double-stranded DNA binding.
AUGAUGCUGUCAAGAGAAAAACCGCAACAACCCUUCUUCAAACCGAUAACAAAUACAGACUGUGUCAAUAACCGCAAUAACUUGUUUGAGCCAUCAAGCCAUAUGAGGCAAAAAACAUUCCAAAAUGUAUCAACUUUUCAAGUCUCCAAUGCUAAAGAAAAUGAGGCUGUUAAGCAAGACACAAAUACUCUACAUGCAUUGCACCAGGAAGCUGACAAAAUAAUGAAAUGGAAAGUUCAAACAGAAAUUGAAAUAAAACAGAAGGAAAAAAAUAUACAUGAAGCAACAUGUACAAUUGACAUGCUGCGGAAAUCCAGCCUUGAUCUGCAGCUGCAGAAUGAAAAUCUUAGCUUGAAGCUUCAAGAAGAAAUUGAAAAUAGAGAGGAACUUCUACAGAGAAUAACUUCAACAAGAGAUAUAUGCAAUUUGCUCAAAGAUCACAGUGUCAAGACUGAAGACAGAUUGCUGACAUGUGAAACUGAAAAAACUGAAUUGAAAUAUAAGGAAAAGGAAAAUUUGAAACAAUUUGAGGAAUUAUCAAAAUCAUUCAGAGAGCUUCAGCUGAAUGCAGAGGAAGAUCACAACAAAUUAACAAACCAGUUGACAGUAGAACGUGAGCAUAAACAAGCACAAGAAACAGAGUGGAAAGAAAAGAUCACCACAGCAGAAUGUCAGUUAAAAGAGCUCUUGAGUAGCUGUGAUGAUAAGGAUAUUGAGAUCAGAGACAUCCGAUCUCAGCUUUGUAAAAGUGAAGAUAAGCUGUAUGAUAUGAAAACUGUGUGUGAUGAUCUUGAACAAAAGCUGCGGACGUCAGAGGUGUCAGUUAGUGAGCAUCGAAAUAAACUUGAGGAAGCAACAUCUGAGCUGACAAAGACGAAGGAGCAUUGUUCACAACUUGGUAACAGAAUCGCUGAACUGAAUGAGACUUGUAGGAUCCAUUUACCAGAAGAACUCCAGGAAGAACAUAACAUGGACUGUCUUGAUAUUGAUCUUCUGGCAUCAUACAUCAGAAAGACACUAGAGAUGUUAUCACAAAAGAUAGACAGAAUUCAAAUUUUCAAAGAAGAUCUUGCAAGAAUGGAAAGUUCUGUUGAAGAAUUGAAAAGUUCCAAAGAUAUGUUAAUAAUGGAAAAGAGUGAAUUUGAAGUUAAGAUUGCUGCACUUGACGACGAAAAGAUGAACUUGAUGGCAAAGAUAGAGACAGAAGAAAAUAAGACAAAAGAAUUGGAAGUUACAGUAUCCAGACUGACCAUGGAUUUAGUGGGCAGUAAAGAUAAAGUUAUGACCCAAGAGAUGACCAUCAACAAGCUGAACUGUGAAAUAAACAACCUCACUACAGAAAAAAAUGCUACAGAAGAAAGUUUGAUGUCAGCACAGCUAGAGCUUAAAAACUGCAUGAAAAGAUUUGAAGAGUCACAAAAGCUGCUGCAAGCUAAAUGUGAAGCUAAACAAUCUUUAUCCAAAGAUUUGCAGGCAUUGACAGAUUUACUGGCAGAAGAAAGAACAAAUCAUGAGGAAACAUCUACAAAACUGAGUAGGAUGCAAGAUCAGAUGGUAGACACUAAGAAGGAAUUAGCAUUAAUCAAAGCUGAUGCUCAAAGUUUGCAAUCAGAAAUCCAGCAACUUAACAAGAAUGAAGAAAAGCUGCAAGAUUCAUUAGAGUCUGCCAAUCAUACCAAAGAUAGACUUGAGGAAAAGAUAGCUGAUUUAACUGAAGAAAUGGAAAAUAAAAUCAAGGAGAAUGACAGAUUACGAGGAGAAAGGGAUGAGCAGGAUAAAAGUAUGCAUGGAGAAAUGGAAUCAAGAGAAAAGGAGGCAUCUGCAUUUGGGGAAAAAAUCAAAACACUGAAGGAAACAGUGUCUUCUAAAACAAAACAAAUAAAAGAAGUGGAAAAGGAGAUGAAGAAUCUGAAAAGUAAGUUAACAUCACAGAGUAAGCUUACAGAUAACAAGGAAAAGGAGAUUCUAAAACUGAAGUCAGCUCUCGAGGAAGCAGACAAAGAGAAGUCUGAAUUUCAACAACAAAUAGAUUGCCUGAAGUUGGAAGCAUGUACCGAGAAACAGAAUGUUGCAGCAGCUAAAACGCAGGCGAAAGAUAUGGAGAUGUUCAGUGAGAAUAUGCAAAAGGAAAAGGAGAAAAUUGUUAAAAAAUGUGAGGCAGAGAUAACCAAUAUGACCAGCACUUUGGAGAAAUAUCAACAGGAAAAUCAUAAACUUGUGGCACAGAAAGACAAAGAAAUAAAAACACUUAAAGCAAAGGUUCAAAGUGUAGAGCAGGAUGGAAAUAAUUCCCGCGCAGAGGUUGAGCAAAAAUUGCAAGAGUUGCAAGAUGAAAUUGAACAACAAAAACAAUUAGUGGACAUUUCUGAGGAAGAAAAGAAAUCACUUGAAGAAAGAUGUAAGGAUUAUUUCGAAAAGCUGACAGAUCUUGAAGAAACCAUAUUAACAAAGGACGAGAAGAUUUCAGAGCUGGCAGAUGUAAUCACUAGUCAAAAAAAAAAUCUAACAACCUCAGCAACGCAAACUGAUGCAGUAGAAGAAAAGACAACACCAAAUCCUAAGUCAAAAAAGGAACAAACCCCUCAAGUCCCACAGACUCCACAACAUUGCAGACAUGAAAUUGUAAACAGUAAUAGAUCAAGCACUCCUCAACAAGCUUACACUGCUACCACACCUAAAACUACUACUCCUCGACUAAUGGAAACAGCAUAUACUCCUGUUUCUGUCCACAGAACCCCAAAACUUACCUCCAGAACCCCUCAAGGGACAAGUAACAUGAAAACACCACAGAGAAGUAUACUGAAACAUGACAGUAUUGAUUCUGCCUUUAAGAAAAGAAGGGUUGUGUUUGCUUCACCUAAAGAAAACUCUGAUAGUUCAGAUACAGACUCCUCACAACUAAUGGAAAUAGAGAUUGAUGAAUUAGAGAAUCGUUUAAAGGGGAAAAAAGGAAGUACACCUCUGCUUGUGAAGCCAUCUCCAAAGGUACGGAGUAUGGACAUUGAUGAUUUUGAAAGAGAGAGACCUGGCCAUAAUGAAGGAACUAUCCCACUCAACCGAGUGCCCCGAGGCGGGACAGUAAAGACAAACAAAAAAGAGAAUGAGAAGACUAAUUCAAGGUUACAAGAUGCAGAGAUGAAAAAAUUCAAGGAUUUGUUUCCUAAUGAGCAUCCAGCUAGCAAACUUGCAAGGGUUGAUUUAGAGGAGAAAACACAAUCACAAAAAUCAUGCAAUGUGCGUAAAACACCAAACAAGCCACCAGGAAAGUUUUUCAAGAAUUCCCCGAAGGACAGACCAAUUAAAAACAAGAAAACAAAAGGAAAAGAGGAAACUUCAUGGUUUGAUUUAGAUUCUGUAUUUGGUUUCGGUCCAGAGGACUAG